This is a messenger RNA of Coniophora puteana RWD-64-598 SS2, 479 nucleotides long. RefSeq lists its product as uncharacterized. The transcript has 5 exons. The coding region runs from base 34 to 462 and encodes 142 amino acids. The record is from RefSeq and is a predicted model, not a curated record. Lineage: Eukaryota; Fungi; Basidiomycota; Agaricomycetes; Boletales; Coniophoraceae.
AAACUUGUCAUGCGAAAAUUCUCCAAACCCAAGAUGACAUAUCUGCUUGGAAUGGUUCCGUCCGAGUGGGAAACACUCAAGAGCGUGGCUCGUCCGAUCGUGAAGGCCAAAUUGGACAUAAACAUCAAAUUUUGCAACCAACCUGCAGACCAAGUCGCUUUCGUUGUCGCAAAGGUCAUAGCAAAAAUUCGUUGGCUGGAUAGAUAUGUCGAUGCGUGGCCUGUUGAGAUGUAUAUUCAUCUUUAUCUCAUGGGUCGUGCGCAGCGGCAAACUAGACGGUGUGAACAAUUCCGCUCGAAGGCAUCUUGCCCUUUGGAUUAUUCACGAAGGACUUGCUUUCCUCACAGUUAUCCUUGGCUCCGUUCCAUCAACCCUCUCGCGAUGGACGCUGAUCUGCCGUGCAUAUUAGUUCCGGCCCAGAAGCCUUCCAGAUCUGCCUCGCCUUCUAUAGCCAAUGCUUGAAUCGGCGAUGGCCCUCU